GACGGCCACUAGUCACCAAAGACUUUCGCUUCAGCUUCACCUGCUCGGGUAAAUGGCGGGCUACGCAGCCGAGGCCCCGAGCCCCGCGGAGGAGGAGGAUGACUUCGAGCUGGCGGACGCGAACCUGACGGCGGACGCCAACGUGCCGUCGGAAGGCUUCCGGAAAUGCCAGCGUGAAGGCUGCUCCUUCGCUGUGACGUGGCAUGCCACCCACUGCUGCGGCCGCUGCGCACAUUCCGGGCUCCAUGGCCCCCACUGCGAGCAGCGGGGCAAAGAUGCGGCGGCUGCGGCGCCGGCGCGGCGGCGAUGCAGCGGCAAGGGCUGCAGCUACCAGGCAACCUGGCAUCCAAACUUUUGCUGCCACGCCUGUCCUCAGGGCAAAGGCCACGGGGGCAAGUGCGAGCAGCAGAGCUUUCGCGCCGGGAGCUGUGCAAGUCCUGGGUGCAAGUUUCAGGUGACUUGGCAUGCCACCCACUGCUGCCAGGUGUGCCUGGACCGCCCUGGGCACCACGGGCCCCACUGCAGCCGCGUGGACUUCUCCAGGUUCGACCUGCCCGGCCGCUCACGCCUGGAGGAUUGUAAGCCCAGCGAUCAGGGCGGCAGCUUUCCGGACCUUCAGUUUGCGGAGGCGCAGGUGCUGGGCAAAAGGGUGCCGCUCUGCCUGGAUCUUUGGCUCCCCGAGGGCAAAGGCCCCUUCCCGUGCCUGAUCUUCGUGCACGGGGGCGCUUGGCGCCUGGGCACCCACAAGACCUUCCUGACCUGCAAGUGGAGUGAGCUGCUGAAGCCGCUGGGCUUCGCCCUUGCCUCGGUGCAGUACCGCUUCCUGCAAGAGGCCCCUUGGCCCGCCAGCGCCGCGGACGUGCGCUGCGCAGUGCGGUCGCUGCGGCAGCACGCUGAAGCCUUGCGCUUGCGGCCCCAGGUCUUCGUGUGCAUGGGCCAUUCGGCAGGAGGCCAGCUGGCGGCCUUGCUGGCGUCAAGGGAGCCCUUUCUGGAUGGAGACCUGGCGCAUGUGUGCACUGCUAGCGCCAGCACUGUUCAGGGCAUCAUCUCGUACGCGGGAGCGCUGGAGGGUCCGCAGAACGCGACCCACGGCAACGUCCUGGCGCAGACUGGGCCCUGGCCCCCCGUCCUGGCACUGCACGGGCUGGCGGAUCCCCUGCUGCAACCGCGGCUGGCGGAGGAAUUCGUUGCUCUCCUUCGGCCGCUUGGUGUGGAUGCGAAGCUCGUGCUGAUGCCAGGCCACGGACACGCGUUUCAUCCGCGCCCGGAUGCCAUGGAAGCGAUCCUAGAUUUCCUGAAGCGUUUCCGCGCGUGAUGGCGCGGGC
Messenger RNA from Effrenium voratum, 1325 nucleotides. The record is from the annotation of a GenBank genome assembly. NCBI's taxonomy places the organism in Eukaryota, Dinophyceae, Suessiales, Symbiodiniaceae.